This is a messenger RNA of Momordica charantia (bitter melon), 1392 nucleotides long. NCBI's taxonomy places the organism in Eukaryota, Viridiplantae, Streptophyta, Magnoliopsida, Cucurbitales, Cucurbitaceae. The record is from RefSeq and is a predicted model, not a curated record.
AUGGAGAUGAUUAUUGUUGAUGCUGAAAUUCGGAAAGGUCCACAUGUUACUCGGAACGAGGGUCGUCAGACAAAUGAGUUUAUAACAACGAUUCUUGACAUCAGUGCAGUGCCCCGCCUAAUGUUCUCCAACGAUCAAGUGCUUAUGGCCGACCAAGAAGGACGUUUUGUACAUGGCAUGGCAAGGUUCGUCACCGUGCAACAUUUUGACAGGCGGUUAGAGGACAUUCUUAAGGUGUGGUAUGACUAUUCUGGCUACGGAGCUUCAACCGGUAAGCCUAGCGAAUCGAAUACGUACGCUGAUAUCGAAGCAGUUUACGAGUGCCUUGAAACCAAGUAUGGAGCCAGCCAAGAAGACUUGAUCUUGUAUGGGCAGUCUGUUGGGAGCGGACCAACGUUGCAUUUGGCUGCUAAGUUGCCAAGGUUGAGGGGCGUCGUCCUGCAUAGUGCAAUUCUUUCGGGUCUACGCGUUUUAUGCCACGUGAAGUUCAAUUUUUGCUUCGACAUUUAUAAGAACAUUAACAAAAUCAAGAAGGUGAAGUGCCCUGUGCUUGUGAUACAUGGCACAGAAGACGAUGUUGUCAACUGGCUUCAUGGAAAUGGAUUAUGGAAAAAGUCAAGAGAACCAUAUGAUCCUCUAUGGAUAAAAGGGGGAGGACACUGCAACCUAGAGCUUUAUCCCGACUACAUUCGCCAUCUCUGCAAGUUCAUCCAAGAAAUGGAGAACAUGACCACGAAAAUCCGCCUCAAAAGGAUUCGACAAGCUCUCGACCAACAAACAAGACCCUGUUGCUGUGCAGUUUCUUGUGACAGAUGCUGCUGCAAAGUGAAAUGCUGGCAACCAAAAUGCCCGAGACCGAGCUGUGCAAGUUGCUCAAUCCAGCUGAAAUGCCUCAAAUGCUGUAAACCCAGAUGCCCGAAAUGGCCGAAAUGCCCGAGGCUGAGGCCGAGAUGCUGCUUCAGCUGCCCCACCCUCAGCAGUUGCUCUGGUUGGAAAUGCUGCAGCUGUAUGAGUAGUUGUUUUAAAUGGAGAUGCAGCAGCUGUUUCCAAUGGAGAUGCUGUUGUGAAAGAGGGUCCUCUAAUGAGUAACAGAGAGAGAGAGAGGAAAGGAUUUUUCAAUGGUGGUUUGUAUAGAAUGCUGUGUUUGCUAACACCCCUUUUCUAAAAUUGUGCAGUAGCUUAUAGAACAAGAGGAAGAAGGUAUUUUUAUCAGAUAAAAAGAGAAUUUUUUUGGGGGGGGAGAAGAUUUUAUUUAAUGAUUAUUCCUUGUUAUUUUCAGCUCUGUUUUAGAAGAAAAUUCUGUACCAUUUGGGCAAAGUUCUCAACUUAUGAGUGCUCCCAGUUUCACAAGUCAUUAUCAUCAAUCAAUCUGUGCUAUGAUCAUAUCCAAAA